GAAAGAGCUGUACCGGAUGUUUUUUAAAUUUCUCUCCCACUACCUUCACAUUCAACUUCUCGUAGCAAACGAUGCUACUACAGAUAAUACAUAAUAUUCGGCAGUUAUGCUUUUUCAAAGCGCAUGUGUUGUCGAUUUGAGUAAAGGUCAGGAGAAUGUUCCGAUUACAAUAGACGGAGAUUUUAACCAAGUGGAAUACCCUGCAUUUCAGUAUUCACCAGGAAACGUACAGGGACCAGGCUGUGAAAUUGACCCAGGCGAAAUCACCCUCCCUGGCUGCUCCUGCCUCAGCCAGUCCUGCGUGGAUGAGAGCUGCUCUUGCCUGAAGACCUACGGGCAAGCCUACGACAGCUCUGGCCUACUCCUGGACCGCUACAUGGCGGACGGCGCCUACUGCGCCCCCGUGUUUGAGUGCAACGCCCUCUGCGCCUGUAGCGAGGCCUGCUCCAAUCGUGUAGUGGAGAGAGGCCUCAGCUUCCGCCUGCAAGUCUUCCUCACGAGGGAGAGGGGCUGGGGGGUGCGCACCCCUGAGCUCAUCCACCAGGGGUCGUUUGUGUGCGAAUACGCCGGGGAGGUGAUCGGCCGGGAUGAGGCCAGGCGCAGACAACUCUCCCAGGGGCCCGGGGACAACAACUACAUCAUAGCGGUCAGGGAGCACGCAGGACCGGCCUCCGUCACAGAGACCUUCGUGGACCCGGCCAGGGUCGGGAACGUGGGACGCUUUCUGAACCACUCAUGUCGCCCCAACUUGGUGAUGGUGCCCGUGCGCAUGCAUUCGGCGCUCCCCCACCUGGCGCUGUUUGCGUGCCGGGACAUCUGUUCCGGGAAGGAGCUGACGUUCGACUACUCCGGCGGGGGAAGCAGAGAUGGAGAUACGUCGAGGGGGAGCCAGGCAGCUAUUGAGGCUAGUAGGACGCAUGGGCUUCAGAGGAAAGCAUGUUACUGUCGUGCCCAGAACUGUUCUGGGUUCCUUCCCCUGGACACAAGCGUGCUCUCUAACUUGUGACCAAUGGAGCACCCUGCAGAGCAGCUGUCAGGAUCUGUCAUUUGCACAUUUAGGUCACUUGAUGUGAAUCUUGACCUUUUUUCAGUGUGGUUUGCCGAUAUGUUUUCAGUAAUGGCUAUCAAACAUCUAUUGGCUAUAUUAGCUUUAAGUAACACACUGUUGUACAGAUCGUGGUCAAGAGACGAUCUUCGGCUAGGUACAAAAUAUUCCAGAUAAUAAACAAAAAAUAACAAAAGUUUGACCUGCUAUAUUCUGUUAUGUGUCUGCUUCUUGAAUUAUAUUUUCUUUUCAGACAUCCGAGAAUCCUCUAUCUAUAUAGGGCAGGUCGUGCUGGAAUCUAAAGGCCUCUAUAUGUUAUCUUCCCCAGGGCAACUAUGGUUUUCCUAAUGCUGUAUCCGACAGCUUGACCGUCAAGGUAUAUACUUUUAUAUCCAUAGGUAUGGAUAUUUAUUCCUACCGAUUUGCAUUUCAAAUUUCAAUGCCAAAGUCAGGUUUCAGACACUGUGUUGCUUUUUUUUUCAAAUCAAGUCCCCUUGAAGACAUUCUCUUGUAUCCAAUGGUGCGCAUACCCCCAGAGAGUCUUUAGCAAUUAGCAAAAGACCAGAGGGUGUUGUUUUUAAUAUAGCAACCAGUUCUAUUCCCUCAUCAGACGUGGGGCCAAGGUGUCCCAGUUUACUGUGACCGUUCUCAGAUCAGAACUCUCUCUGAUCAAACUGCUCCCUUUCCACACCAGACCUGCCUUCCUCUUUAUUAAUAUCCACAUCUGGGUUAAUUGCGAGCGAGACCGCCAGAAAUGAGACCAAGGGGGCUGGCAGUUGGAUGGGAAUGCAGAGAGACCUCAUAGGGGGGGCUUGAUGGAAGACCGGGUCGUAGCUCUCUAGACCCUGGAGCACAUAAAUGCUUUUAUUAUUUUUAAAUUUGAGAAAUAAAUGUUAAUAAAAAUACAUUAACAAUU
Messenger RNA from Gadus morhua (Atlantic cod), 1961 nucleotides. It is a transcript of the gene setmar, whose product is annotated as SET domain and mariner transposase fusion gene. Lineage: Eukaryota; Metazoa; Chordata; Actinopteri; Gadiformes; Gadidae. The coding region runs from base 107 to 1006 and encodes 299 amino acids. The record is from RefSeq and is a predicted model, not a curated record. Gene Ontology annotation, cellular component: nucleus. Gene Ontology annotation, molecular function: zinc ion binding; protein binding; histone methyltransferase activity. The transcript has 2 exons.